This is a messenger RNA of Eucalyptus grandis, 2929 nucleotides long. Its product is annotated as G-type lectin S-receptor-like serine/threonine-protein kinase B120. The record is from RefSeq and is a predicted model, not a curated record. The coding region runs from base 189 to 2777 and encodes 862 amino acids. NCBI's taxonomy places the organism in Eukaryota, Viridiplantae, Streptophyta, Magnoliopsida, Myrtales, Myrtaceae. Gene Ontology annotation, biological process: recognition of pollen; protein phosphorylation. Gene Ontology annotation, molecular function: protein serine/threonine kinase activity; ATP binding. The transcript is spliced from 7 exons.
AAAGAAAGCAAGAAGAAAGAGGUUUCAAGUUUCGAUUCAAUGCGUGUUUUCCGCGUUGAUUCUUAUUCCAAAAAGUCGUCAACCUUGUGUUAUAAACUGCAACACCUAACAUGGGUCGCCAUUGAAACUCCCUCUCUCACCCUGAAAAGUUUCCACUCGUGUUCUUGAUUCUCCCUCUCUCCGGACCAAUGCCUGGGGCAUUUGUCAACGGUGGAAUGCCCUUCACCGGCAAAAACAGAGCAAAAUUCUUGCUUUUCUCCUUGUUUUUCGUGUCAUCGUCUCUGUUUUCGUAUUCUCGCGCAGCAAAUUCGAUCUCGCGAGGGCAGUUUGUCAGAGACGGCGAGACUCUGAUUUCUUCUUCUGGGAAUUUCGAACUGGGGUUCUUUAGCCCUGCGAAUUCCUCUCUUAGAUAUGUUGGUAUUUGGUACCACGUAAGUGUUAAGACAGUUGUCUGGGUCGCGAACAGAGAUAGCCCUGUUUCUGGUGAAUCUGGAGUUAUGACAGUUUCAAAUGAUGGAAAUUUGAUGGUUUUAGACGGUAAUAAUGGCACAGUUUGGUCUAGUAGCAUUGACUCCUCCUCUGUGCCCACCAACUCGACAGCUGUUUUGAUGGAUACCGGAAAUCUGGUUCUUUUGGCCAGUGCAGAGGCUGACUCCGCUAGUGCUGGUGGUGACGUCAGCAAUUCAAAUUGGCAAAGCUUCGACCACCCGACGGACACGUACUUGCCCGGCAUGAGAGUGAGGGUGAAUUCCACUGAUGGAGAGAACCGUGCCUUCAGGUCGUGGAAAUCGUCGGACGACCCUUCCCCUGGGAACUUCUCUAUGGGCGUUGAUCCCCGGUUGCCACCACAGAUAGUGAUCUGGGGCCAGUCGGGCCGGGAAUGGAGGAGCGGGCAUUGGAAUGGGCAGAUUUUCACCGGCGUGCCAAAUAUGACCCGCAGUUAUCUGUUUGGGUUCCGGCUCUGGAGCAUCCAGGCAGACGGAAGCAGGUAUUUUACGUACACGCCGUUGAAUAGCUCCAAUCUCUUGAUGUUCCGUAUACUUUGGAACGGGACGGAAGAGCAGUUGCUCUGGGAUGGGACUAGUAAUGCAUGGACCAUGCUUCAAGAACAGCCUGCUAAGGAAUGUGACUUGUAUAAUAAGUGUGGAGAUUUUGCAAUAUGUAAUGAAAUGGACUCUCCCAAAUGUAGUUGCAUGGAAGGGUUCAGUCCGAAGUCACCAGAUCAAUGGAACAGGGGCAACUGGUCCGCAGGUUGUGCUCGGAAGACCCAAUUACAGUGUCAGGACAACAGCAGCAGGAUGGAUGGCUUCUUGAAAUUGGAUGGCGUGAAGUUGCCAGAUUUCGCGGAUUCUGUUUCAGCCACAAUCAGGGACGGGUGUGAGGCGAAGUGUCUGGAGAAUUGUUCGUGCAACGCUUUUGCAUUUGAUGUAGGCAUCGGGUGCAUGCUGUGGACCGAGAAUUUGAUAGAUGUGCAGCAAUUUGACAAGGGCGGACUGACCCUCCAAAUUCGUCUUGCCAAUUCUGAAUUACGAACAAAGAGCAAAAUAUCGAAACUUUUCAUAAUAAUUACUGUCUUGGUCGGAGCAUUUGUUCUUGGUGUACUGGUAUGGUUGUUAUGGAGGUUCAAGGACAAUUUAAAAGGAUUCUCGAUUUUCUAUCGGAAAAACAAGAAACUUCCAUUGCUUGAUAAUUUUGUUAAGAACGAAGAGCUAUCUGCUGAAUUAUCCGGACCAGAUGGUCUUGCUAGAGAUGCUAAGCAAGUAGGAGGAGCUGAUAUAACAGUGUUCAACUUCAGUUCCAUAGAAGCUGCUACAAACUUCUUUUCUGAAGAAAACAAACUUGGACUGGGAGGAUUUGGUCCUGUUUACAAGGUAAAGCUAAAUGAUGGACAAGAAAUAGCCGUUAAGAGGCUUUCAAGGAAGUCGAGCCAAGGACUAGAUGAAUUUAAGAAUGAGGUUAUGUUAAUUGCGAAAUUACAACAUAGAAAUCUCGUGAGACUCCUUGGAUUUUGCGUUCAAGAGGAAGAUAAGAUGCUUAUUUACGAGUACAUGCCCAACAAGAGCUUGGAUUCUUUUAUUUUCAAUCCAGCAAAGCGAGCGAAACUGGAUUGGAAGAAACGUUUUGAGAUUAUUGAAGGGAUAGCACGAGGCCUCCUCUAUCUCCAUCGAGACUCUAGACUGAGGAUUAUCCAUCGUGACCUAAAAGCUAGUAACAUUUUGUUGGAUGAAGAGAUGAACCCGAAAAUAUCAGACUUUGGCAUGGCGAGAAUUUUUGGUACAAAUGAAAAUGAAGCAAGCACCAAUCGAGUGGUUGGCACAUAUGGUUACAUGUCUCCAGAGUAUGCGAUGGAAGGUCUAUUUUCGGUCAAAUCUGAUGUGUACAGCUUUGGGGUAUUAUUAUUGGAGAUUGUUAGUGGCAAGAAAAACCUUGGCUUUCGCACGCUGGAACAUCCUAACCUUAUCGUCAAUGCUUGGCACCAUUUGAAAGAAGGAAAGGGAAUGGAGCUUAUUGAUCCCUGUAUCAGGGACACGUGCUCUACGGAUAAGGUAUUGCGAUGCAUACAAGUUGGACUGCUGUGCGUGCAGGACUCCGCUGUAGAUAGACCGGCCAUGCCUUCCGUUAUGCUACUAUUAGAAAGCAAAACAGCAGAUCUUCCCUUCCCGAAACUACCCAGGUCAACCUCGAUCACGGGCUCCAUGGAUACUUGCUCUUUGUCUGAAAGCCAAGAAAUUGAGUCAUUGAACGGCGUAACAGUUAGCUCCGUGGAUGGUAGAUAGGGCGAAUGUGAUUCAUUCUUGUUUUCUCUUCACUUUGCUCCUGUGAUCUUUACAACAGGAUAAGUAUUAUUGGAACUGUGCACAUGUACUUUUGCUAAAAGGCUUAGAACUUGACUCCCUGGUCUUGAUAUGAAAGUGUCUUUAUUGCUUUU